AUGAAUUAAUAUAAUCUCUCAAAGGGCAAAUAAUAAAAGAAGGUUAAUUUGAUUCUCACUCCUCUCAAACUUGAAACAUCCUUAUAUGUUAAAAACUAGUAUUUCGAGAAUUCAUCCUAUUAUCAACGUUCAUCCCCUAGAACUAUUCUCCCAUAAUUUACCCCCUAAAAGAAGAAGGCAUAGAUAAGUUUUCAAGAAUCGAAGAAUUCACCACAAUCCUCAUUGAUCACAUCAUUUAAAGUAAGACCAAGAAAUUUUCACUAAGAAAAAGUGUAGUUUCAAAACAAUUUGAUAAAGGUUCAAUCGAGAUUGAUUCCUGAUGAUAGUUUUAGAUUCAAAGCCAAAUACGCAGUUAGAACUAGAAAGGGAGUCUAAUUGGGCAAUGCAUCUAAAGUGAAUCAGGAUGCCUAUGUGUGUUGUGCGAAGAUUGAAAACAAUGAGUGCAUUCAUCUUUUUGCAAUUUGCGAUGGACAUGGAGAACUUGGACAUUUGGUAAGUGGGUUGAUAAAAACUCAAUUGCCCAUAUUGGUUUCCAAGAAUAAAAUGAUGUUGGAGAGGAAUUCUUCCCAAGGCUUGAUGAUCAUAAUUUAAGGACUGUCUGACAUGUUACAGUAGAGUCAUAUUGAUAUUUCGUUUUCAGGGUCUACUCUGGUGAUAGUGUAUGUUUAAAAUAAUAAGAUUUAUUGUGCAAAUUUGGGAGAUUCCAGGGCCAUUCUAUUGAGUAGAGAAGAUAAAUGGAAAAUGAAACCAUUGUCAAGAGAUCACAAACCAAGUUGUAAAGAUGAAGCUGAUCGAAUACUGGCUAAUGGAGGCAGGAUAGAUCCUCUAAUGAACAGUUUGGGUCUUUUUGUGGGUCCUCUGAGAGUGUGGACAAAUCAGAACGUGCCUGGUUUAGCAAUGACAAGAUCAUUAGGUGAUGAAAUAGCGCAUUCAGUAGGAGUCAGUGAUAAGCCUGAGAUCUUGUAAUUUGAUUUGGAGAGGAGUGACAAGGUGAUAGUAUUGGGGAGUGAUGGGUUAUUUGAGUUCCUGAGCGAUGACCAAAUAAUAAAUUGCAUCUCCCCAUAUUAUGAUACAUCAAACAUUGAGGGGGCUUGCAAUCAGUUAUUGUUGAGUGCUUGCAACAGUUGGAUGCAAAAAUGCAAUAGUUUAAUUGAUGAUAUUACUUUCAUAGUAUUAUUCUUAACUUAUUGA
This is a messenger RNA of Paramecium tetraurelia, 1191 nucleotides long. RefSeq lists its product as uncharacterized. The record is from RefSeq and is a predicted model, not a curated record. Gene Ontology annotation, biological process: protein dephosphorylation. Gene Ontology annotation, molecular function: protein serine/threonine phosphatase activity. Lineage: Eukaryota; Ciliophora; Oligohymenophorea; Peniculida; Parameciidae. The transcript is spliced from 4 exons.